This is a messenger RNA of Carlito syrichta (Philippine tarsier), 2397 nucleotides long. It is a transcript of the gene SIM2, whose product is annotated as single-minded family bHLH transcription factor 2. NCBI's taxonomy places the organism in Eukaryota, Metazoa, Chordata, Mammalia, Primates, Tarsiidae. Gene Ontology annotation, biological process: regulation of transcription by RNA polymerase II. Bases 49 to 1662 code for a protein of 537 amino acids. The record is from RefSeq and is a predicted model, not a curated record. The transcript is spliced from 10 exons. Gene Ontology annotation, molecular function: RNA polymerase II transcription regulatory region sequence-specific DNA binding; protein dimerization activity; DNA-binding transcription factor activity, RNA polymerase II-specific.
GCGGGUCUGGAGCACGGCCGGGUCUAAUAUGCCCAGAGCCGAGGCGCGAUGAAGGAGAAAUCCAAGAAUGCGGCCAAGACCAGGAGGGAGAAGGAAAAUGGCGAGUUUUACGAGCUGGCCAAGCUGCUCCCGCUGCCGUCGGCCAUCACCUCGCAGCUGGACAAAGCGUCCAUCAUCCGACUCACCACGAGCUAUCUGAAGAUGCGCGCCGUCUUCCCCGAAGGGUUAGGAGACGCGUGGGGACAGCCAAGCCGCGCCGGACCCCUGGACAGCGUCGCCAAGGAGCUGGGAUCGCACUUGCUGCAGACUUUGGAUGGAUUUGUUUUUGUGGUAGCAUCUGAUGGCAAAAUCAUGUAUAUAUCCGAGACCGCCUCUGUACAUUUAGGCUUGUCCCAGGUGGAGCUCACGGGCAACAGUAUUUAUGAGUACAUCCAUCCUUCCGACCACGAUGAGAUGACCGCGGUCCUCACGGCCCACCAGCCUCUGCACCAUCACCUGCUGCAAGAAUAUGAGAUAGAGAGGUCAUUCUUCCUUCGAAUGAAGUGUGUCUUGGCGAAAAGAAACGCGGGCCUGACCUGCAGUGGAUACAAGGUCAUCCACUGCAGCGGUUACCUGAAGAUAAGGCAGUAUAUGCUGGACAUGUCCCUGUACGAUUCCUGCUACCAGAUCGUGGGGCUGGUGGCCGUGGGCCAGUCGCUGCCGCCCAGCGCCAUCACCGAGAUCAAGCUGCACAGCAACAUGUUCAUGUUCAGGGCCAGCCUCGACCUGAAGCUAAUAUUCCUGGACUCCAGGGUCACCGAGCUGACGGGGUACGAGCCGCAGGACCUGAUCGAGAAGACCCUGUACCACCACGUGCAUGGCUGCGAUGUGUUCCCCCUCCGCUAUGCACACCACCUCCUGCUGGUGAAGGGCCAGGUCACCACCAAGUACUACCGGCUCCUGUCCAAGCGGGGCGGCUGGGUGUGGGUGCAGAGCUACGCCACCGUGGUGCACAACAGCCGCUCGUCCCGGCCCCACUGCAUCGUGAGUGUCAAUUAUGUACUCACGGAGAUCGAAUACAAGGAACUGCAGCUGUCCCUAGACCAAGUGUCCACCUCCAAGUCCCAGGACUCCUGGAGGACCGCCUUGUCUACCUCACAAGAAACUAGGAAAUUAGCUAAACCCAAAAAUACGAAGGUGAAGACAAAGCUGAGAACAAACCCUUAUCCCCCACAGCAAUACAGCUCUUUCCAAAUGGACAAACUGGAAUGCGGCCAGCUUGGAAACUGGAGAGCCAGUCCCCCCGUGAGCGCUCCGGCUCCCCCAGACCCACAGCUCCAUUCAGAAAGCAGCGAAUUCCUGUACGCGCCAUCGUAUGGCCUGCCCUUCUCCUACCAUUACGGACACUUCCCUCUGGACUCUCACGUCUUCAGCAGCAAAAAGCCAGUGCUGCCGGCCAAGUUCGGGCAGCCCCAAGGAUCCCCUUGUGAGGUGGCACGCUUUUUCCUGAGCACGCUGCCAGCCAGCGGCGAGUGCCAGUGGCAUUAUGCCAACCCCCUAGUGCCUAGCAGCCCAUCUCCGGCUAAAAACCCUUCCGAGCCACCAGCGAACACUGCUCGGCACAGUCUCGUGCCAAACUACGAAGGUGGGUCAGGUUUGCCUGCGGGGAAGGGAGGAGGAUGAGGAUGGGGAACAGCAGGGGGCGUGGCGGCCGUGGCAGAGGGUGGCAGAUGGAAAAAGAAUCGUCAGGUCUCUGGCAAACUUUUCCUUCUGCUUCUAAGUAGAACUUGCUUUGCUUUGCUGUGUUCAGUGUGAGUGCUUCCCGAGAGUGAGAGAAACAGUCUAUGUGCCUUGGGGAUACCAGUGAUAGCACAAAGGGCAAAGGAAACCCCAGUAUGCAGCCUUCAUGUAUAUCCUGACCUCGUUCACUCCCCAAAAGGAGACAGUGAUUUUCAAACCCAGCUCCCAUGUGCUGAGAAGGCCCCGGCUGUAUUUAUUUUACAAGAUACCUUUCCAUUCUGCCCAGAAAUUAGCAUGAAAGACAAGCUUGCCUAUUGGCUUCCUUCCCAUGCCAGCUUUGAAAACAAUGGUGGAAAUUCAUGGGCUCAGGGACAGAAAUGCCACUUACGAACCCAGGGCAAAUAACACGAACAUUUCAGGCCUCCGUUUCUUCAUCUAUAAAAUGGAAUCAUAAACUGUGUCAUAUGCCUGGCCCAGGACUUGGCACACAGUAGGGACAUGCUAGUUCAACAAUAACAGGUAAAAUAGACUUUUUGCCUUCUCUUCCUGGUGGCAGGCAAGCUGGUGUCCUCCAUGGGAGUGCCACCAGCUAACCAGGACACAGACAGACUCUUGUUUGUUCAUUAGAACAACCCCAGGCAGAGGCUGGAAAGUGGAGAUUGAGGGUCAGCUACAGGA